GGAUCAAACUUCAUAUUUAGAAAUUCCCAAAGAUAAGUCAUUAUUUUUACUGGCAGAAAGGCCUAUUCGUCCCAAGCCUAUAGUAAAUAUGCCGAUUCUUAGAAAAAAGUCAACUGGAACGAAAACAACUAAUUUAAUCGAUCUUAAAGAAGGAGAGAGUACUAAAGAUCCAGACGUAGAAAUAGAAGAAGUUCAUGAAGAUCAUGAAGGUCAAGAAUUACAAGACUUGGUUACUCAAAAUCAAGACCAAGACCAAGACAAAUCCGCCGAACUACUUGAAGUAAAGAAGGUUAAACUGCCUAAAGUAAAUAAAAAGAAAGAAGAUGUAAAA
Molecule: messenger RNA, 331 nt
Organism: Racocetra persica
Lineage: Eukaryota; Fungi; Glomeromycota; Glomeromycetes; Diversisporales; Gigasporaceae
Source: the annotation of a GenBank genome assembly